Messenger RNA from Scleropages formosus (Asian bonytongue), 938 nucleotides. It is a transcript of the gene frg1, whose product is annotated as FSHD region gene 1. Gene Ontology annotation, molecular function: actin filament binding. Gene Ontology annotation, cellular component: catalytic step 2 spliceosome; striated muscle dense body; nucleolus. The transcript has 9 exons. Bases 40 to 810 code for a protein of 256 amino acids. The record is from RefSeq and is a predicted model, not a curated record. Lineage: Eukaryota; Metazoa; Chordata; Actinopteri; Osteoglossiformes; Osteoglossidae.
CUCUGACAGUCACUUCCGGAAUGCCCGUGAGAACAGAGAAUGGCGGAAUAUUCACGUGUGAAGUCUACCAAACUGGUGCUGAAAGGACUGACAGAUAAGAGCAAGAAGAAGAAACACAAGGACAGGAAGAGGAAAGGGGAGGAUGAGGCGGGGAAAGUCGACAUUGUUGGAGGCUGGUGGGCCGUCAGCAACCUGGGAGAAAUCACGGGAACCGUUGCCAUAGAGAUGCACGGCCGCUCCUACGUGCACGCGCUCGACACGGGACUCUUCACCGUCGGCGCUCCGCACAAAGAAGACGAAGGGCCGGACCCCCCCGAGCAGUUCACUGCUGUCAAGCUGUCCGACACCAGAAUCGCUCUCAAGUCGGGCUACGGGAAGUACCUGGGGGUGAGCUCCGAGGGGGUGGUGACGGGCCGCUCCGACGCCAUUGGAUCCAGGGAGCAGUGGGAACCGGUGUUCCAGGAUGGUAAGAUGGCCCUGCUGGCCGCCAACAGCUGUUUUGUGUCCUACAGCGAGGAUGGGGACAUAGUGGCCAAGAGCAAGAUGGCGGGAGAGGAGGAGAUGCUAAAGAUCCGCUGCUGCGCCGAGAGGGAGGAGAAGAAGAACGACGACAUUGCGGACGAGGACCGCGGCAACGUGAAGAGCUGCGAGAUCAACUACGUGAAGAAGUUCCAGAGCUUCCAGGACCACAGACUUCGCGUGAACGAGGGCGACUGCAGCGAGCUGAAGAAGGCCCGCCUGGACGGCAAGUUCCACGAGGCGCUGUUGGACCGGAGGUCCAAGAUGAAAGCUGACAGAUACUGCAAAUGAGAAGAUCGUUGCUGUGUGUGGUCUUUACGUCUCUGUUGUUUUCUUGUUGUUACAAUGACUUUUGUUGAGUGUGUUUUAUUAAAAGUGACAUUCAGGACUUUUCCAUUGGCGUUUGUGUUAUUAAAGUU